GUGUCCUGACAUCAUGUGUGUUGCCAUAAAUGCAGCCAUCACCGGUACAAACGAAACGACCCGCCCACCUCUGCGACCUGUCGUCCUGUGUGCCGGUCUCUCCUGCCUCUUGCCUUCGCUUCAGCUCCAGCUCCUCAUCCCACUCCCUCUUCCUGCCAAGGGUUGGCGGAGGAAGAGCGAGCGAGGCCGAUAGAUGGUGAUGAUGGGGCAGCUUGGGCGGCUGGUGGACGGCAUCAAGUCGAGGCUGCGUGCCGGCGGCGCCGGGAAGAGGGGCGGCUCCUCGGUGAGGAAGGCGUCGGCGUCGGCGUCGUCGGCGGGCUACGACAAGGUGGAGAAGACGGACAGCAUGCGGGUGGAGAUCCGGAGCCGCCAGGCGCGCAAGCUCAUCGCCAAGAACCUCGACGCCGCCGACUCCAUCGCGCGCGCCGCACGGGCCAACAACAAGCGCUUCUUCCUCGCCUUCUGAGUUCUGACCACCAUCGAGGGGAUAUAAUAUGAUCCAACCAAGAACAAGCCAAAGAGCUCCAUCAGCAGCUGCUGCUGCUGCUACUACUACCUGCCCGGCUCUCUACAUCUGUUUUAGCUACGUGCAGUGAUAGUCCAAGCAGGCCCCAAAAAUUGCAUGCCAAGUUGCCAACUACGUGAUUCUGGAGUUUCUUUACUGUACCUGAACAGAAAAGACUGUAGCACAAUACGAUGAUAUCUUGUCGUGACAGUAUUCGAGCAGUAUUUCA
Molecule: messenger RNA, 734 nt
Organism: Panicum hallii
Lineage: Eukaryota; Viridiplantae; Streptophyta; Magnoliopsida; Poales; Poaceae
Exons: 2
Coding region: 194-466 (90 amino acids)
Source: RefSeq, a predicted model, not a curated record